AUGAGUCGAUCGUCGGUGCAUCAAAAGGCAGAGUCUGCCAUGUCGCCGCCUCAGCUCCGGAGGGUCCGUAAGGGGACUCGCAGCUGUUGGGAAUGCAAACGUCGCAAGAUUAGGUGCUCGUUCCAGCCUGGAAACCCGGCGACCUGCAUAUGGUGCAUCUCCCACAACCUAGUCUGUGUCAGCCAGCGAUUCCGAGAUGAGGCGAGCGAUGCCUCGCGCAACCAGAGCAUGGAGGAGAGGAUGAUGCGGAUGGAGAACCUGCUGGGGCGGGUUCUCCAACAGAUGGAGGCCGCGAGCACGCAUCCUCCUCAUCCUGCGAAGGAGUCUCCCAGACGCCCAGAGACCGCCGAGGACGGCACCGGCAUCGAUGUCGUCAACACGGAUUCCACCAUUUCAAAUCCUUCUUCAACCUCGGCCUUCAUGUCAGAGAUUGGAGGAGAGGUCUCUUCAACGCCUACUUCACCCACAGCACCAGAUAUCAACCAAUCUAUCAUCCGCAGCGAUACAACCAUGUGGCCGAAACUAACAAGAGUCUCCCGCCUUUUGCUGGAGAUGAUGCCGUCUCGUGGCACAGUAGAGCUCCUCGAUAGCCAAAGCUCGCCUUGGAUCUGUCAACUCCUUCGGCCCCUUCCAUCACUCAGACACGUGAACAAGUUCUCGCUGCUAAAGAUGAUGCCGCUCGAAUCAUCAACUCCGAGCCAUCCCACGCUCAUUGCGAGGGCUCUCAUGUGCAUCGUGAUAUGUUUACAGCAGCUUCCCCAAAACGUCGACACCUCGCAGCUUCGGUUGCCAUCUCCGCGAAACGAAUACAUGCAGUCCCUUACUUCGGUAAUCAUCUCUCUCGUUACCUCCGAUGACGAAAUUAUUGCCACGCAAGAAGGCCUCGAGUGCCUCCUGCUUCUCUCCAUCUACUUUGUCAACUCGGGCAGACCUCGACGGGCGUGGCUCAACAACCGAAGGGCAAUGGCGAUUGCGCAGUUGAUGGAUUUGCACAGGCCACGCGACAACGACGACCUUGACGGAGGCGCAAGCAUCGCUGAAUCCAACAUGGCCGACCUGUGGCCUCACAUAAUCCACCAUGACCGUCAUCUAUCCCAGAUCCUAGGGUUUCCUUCCGGAGUAGCGGAUACAUACGAGCCCUUUGUUCCGAGCAAUCUCAAGCUCAUGCAGCACCUGGACGAGAGGAAACAAGACGCCAUCUAUCUCGCACAUCUCGACCGCAUCGCCGGACUUUUGAUCGAGAGGGAACAGCGCGCUUCGACUGCAGGUACGGCCAUUACCCAGACCAUUGACAAUGCGCUUGUGAAUCUGGCCACGUCGAUGCCCUCAUCCUGGUGGCAUCCCUUCGACAGGCUCUCGGGCACACAAGAGGAGGCCAUGGACAUGCUCUACGGCCGCUACAACAUCCAGCUAUGGCAUCACCAGCUCGAAAUGUCCAACCACUUACCGUUUAUGCUCGACGCAGCCGAGGAGCGACUGAGCGAAUACAGCCGGAUUGCCUGUCUCAAGGCCGCGCGCCAGCUCAUCAAGGUGUAUCUCCCGCUCCGCACGACCUUUGGCAUGUUCUCGUGCUGCAUGACCAACUUCCAGGCGUUUACCGCGGCCGUAAUCCUCAUCUUCAACAUGUUUCUCCGGACGCCCGCUGCCGAGCUCGAGGUCCUGUCGGGCCGGAGGGAGAGAGACUGGGGUCUCAUAGCGGAUGUCAUCGGCGCCCUCGAUGCCGCGGUCGAGCGGUUCGAGGACAGAGUCGCUCUGCAGGCGCGGGACGUGUUGCGGCUGCUUCAGGCAAUCGAGAAGGAUCCCAAGACGCUGCAGGGCGACAAGUUCCACUUUACGAUUCCUUACUUUGGCAUCAUUUCCAUUGCUCGGAAGACGGCACAGGACGGGGGUAACGACAGUCCCGGCGGAGACAACGACCAGCAGAUGCCCGACGACAACGGCGAGAACGAGAAUACGUGUGGCCACCAGCUGGCUUCUACAGGGGCGGAGCUGUACCUUGACUAUUCAGCCACAUUCAUGACGACCAUCGACUUCAUGGGACCCAGCACGGCGGCGGAUGUCGACGAGCUGACGCAGCAGUGGCUGGUGGAAGACGUCUGA
Molecule: messenger RNA, 2100 nt
Organism: Trichoderma citrinoviride
Lineage: Eukaryota; Fungi; Ascomycota; Sordariomycetes; Hypocreales; Hypocreaceae
Exons: 3
Coding region: 1-2100 (699 amino acids)
Biological process (GO): regulation of DNA-templated transcription
Molecular function (GO): zinc ion binding; DNA-binding transcription factor activity, RNA polymerase II-specific
Source: RefSeq, a predicted model, not a curated record